This is a messenger RNA of Vespa mandarinia (Asian giant hornet), 667 nucleotides long. RefSeq names its product PAT complex subunit Asterix. Lineage: Eukaryota; Metazoa; Arthropoda; Insecta; Hymenoptera; Vespidae. The record is from RefSeq and is a predicted model, not a curated record. Gene Ontology annotation, cellular component: endoplasmic reticulum membrane. Gene Ontology annotation, biological process: protein insertion into ER membrane. Gene Ontology annotation, molecular function: protein folding chaperone.
CGAUAUAUAAUCGAUUAGUACUGAUGAUUUUUUGCGAUUUGUCUUAUUUAUUUAAUUUUACUAAUAACGUUACGUAUAAAUCUAGAUUUUUAAUUUGUAAUAAACACUAUAUCUCUUUUAUUUUCUAUAACUUUAUAUAGAUAUAAUAUUAUAUUUAUAAUGAACAGUUUCUCAGAUCCACGACGUCCCGAGAAGGAAGUUCGAUACAAACCUACGGUGUCAAGUAAUCAAGCACAACCAGGAGAUGAUUCGAUACCAGAUUACAUAAAUAUUCUAGGAAUAAUCUUCAGUAUGUGCGGUUUAAUGAUGAGACUGAAAUGGUGCGCUUGGCUAGCUCUUUAUUGUUCCUGUAUUAGUUUUGCCAAUUCUAGAGUCAGUGAUGGUACUAAACAUAUACUUAGCAAUUUUAUGUUAUCCAUAUCUGCCGUUGUAAUGUCUUAUUUACAAAAUCCACAGCCCAUGACUCCUCCAUGGGCAACAGCGAUACAAUAAAAUAUAUUAGACAUAAUUAGCAAAUUACAUUGUUUACAUUAAAUGUAUUUAUAUGUAUGUAUAUUGAAUUAGUCAUUUAUCAUUUUUUAAUAUUAAAAAAAAAAAAAGUAUUACAUAUAUAAAUUUUGUACUUCAAUAUGAUAUGCACAUCAAAGGAAUGAAUGAUAAAGUAAAA